CAAAAGACGGAAGUAAACUACUAUUGUCGAAAAAUGGCAGCUUAUGUUAACAGGUGCUCGAAUUUGCUAGUUUUUAUUUUUAUUUUGUCUGUAUUUUUAUUUGUAGACAGUCAACAAACGACCCCAGUCAAUGAGCAACAUACUAACACGGCUGAUAAUCCGCAGCCGGCCGCGGAAUCAGCGACACAAACAGCCGAGGAGGGCCGGUGGGAAGCUACCGAGGUGGAUGAAGCUGCACUCGGUGAUUCUGCAGCAGACAAACUGGGCGUUCGUGCUUCAGACACUUUCGUCUUGACACCUACACCGCAACCUAAAGAUGAUUUUCAGGAGGAGCUGGUCAUUAGACCGCUGCACUCGGGGGAUAUUUAUGCCAGCUUCCAGUUUCGAACCCUGUGGGAAACAGAUUUCAUGAGAGAAAACAAAGUGUCCCACUACAGGCUGUUUCCCAAAUCUCUGGGUCAGGUCAUCUCCAAGUUCUCAGUGCGAGAGCUGCACAUCUCCUUCACUGUGGACGCUGCAUGGAAGGAGCUGACCAACGUUCUUUCAGGAAUAUUUUGUGCUUCGCUGAACUUCAUCGACUCCACCAACACCGUUCAGCCCAGCGCCUCCUUCAAACCGCUGGGAAUCGUCAACGAGACAGACCAUCGAUUCCUUCGCUAUGCCACCCUCCCGCGGGAAAUAGUCUGCACUGAGAAUUUGACACCCUGGAAGAAGCUGUUGCCCUGUGGAUCCAAGGCUGGUCUCGCUGUGCUGUUGAAGUCAGAGAAACUCUUCCACAGCAGUUUUUUUUCCCAGACCGUCCACAUACGACCCGUGUGUCAGGAUCGGGAGUGUAAAACCACGUCCUGGGAGCUGAGACAGACGCUGAAUGUUGUUUUUGACCUGCACACAUCUGGACAGGGCAAACGAGAGUGGUCUUUGUUCAAGAUGUUUUCUCGAACGCUAACAGAAGCCUGCCCCCUGGCCUCGUCCAGUAAAAUAUACAUCGAUGUCACGGAUAACCCUCAGGAGGAGUACUUUGAGCUCAGCCCGGCUACUCCGUUACUGAGCCAGGCGGUGGUGCUGGGGGACAGACGGACCUUCUCCGUCUACGAUCUGACCCAGCAGGUCACCUUCGGGACCGUCCGCUCCCUCAACCUGCUGAUUCGCUGGAAGUCCAGUGAGGGUAGCAUGCUUCGCCCCUUGCUGCACGCCGAGCGGUACGUUGCAGGAUACGGGCUGCAGACGGGUGAGAUCCACACCGUGAUGUACAACAACCACCCCUUCAGGUCCUUCCCCGUGCUGCUGCUCGACUCCGUGCCUUGGUAUCUGCGUCUCUACAUCCACACACUCACCGUCACCAGCAAGGGGAAGGACAACACGCCCAGUUACAUCCAUUACCAGCCGUCCAAGGACCGCAUGCAGCCCCACCUGCUGGAGAUGCUGGUCCAGCUUCCUCCACACUCCGUUACCGAGGUCACGGUGCAGUUUGAGAGGGCUCUGCUGAAAUGGACCGAGUACACGCCUGAUCCCAACCACGGCUUCUAUGUUGGGUCCUCAGUCAUCAGUGCUCUUGUACCGAGCUCCGUCGCCAUGGAUACAAACAUCACUCAGGAGCAACCACUGUUCAGCAGCUUCUUUCCCUGUAAAGAGGAGUCCAGCUACUUUGUGCGUGUCUACACAGAACCUCUGCUGGUCAACCUGCCCACUCCAGACUUCAGCAUGCCUUAUAACGUCAUCUGCUUGACCUGCACUGUUGUUGCUGUGGGUUACGGCUCCCUCUACAACCUGCUGACCCGAAGCUUCCAGAUAGAGGAGCCCAACCCACGACUGGCCAAGAAGAUAGCCAACUUCAUCCGUAGGAUAAGGGGUGUGCCACUCCUUUCGUAGUUUUACUUUUCAAAAGGGGCAGUUUAAAAAAUAAUAAAUAUGUAAAACAUUCAGGGAGACACUGAGUCAAGCACUGGUUUGAAUUUCUUCAUUUAGUUUUUGUAGCUAAUUUUGUUCACUAAUUUAUUUAUGACAUCCAGGUUUUUCUAUCAUUCAAAGCUUUAACAUGUAUUCUGUGCUGACCUCGUCAGUAUUUUGUGGAUGUUUCAAAUGUUUUUAUUACAUCAUAAUCCAAAGUUUUACUGUAGCUGUAGUAAACAUAAUACAUCUGUAUUUUGAGGCUAAACAGCAGCACCAGCUGAGUGUUGUGUUUGUAAAGUUUCUGACCUGUUGGUCUUUCACCCAGCAGAGAUAAGAUAAAAUGACAUAAAAAGUCACUUUGACUUUGUCUCUGUGACAUUUUAGUUUCUGUUUAUAACCCGUGAGGCCCGGUUUCUAACAGCCGUGCAUUUUAUUUACUCAAAACCAUUUUUAGUCAUUAGGUUCCUCUGAAGUUUAUUUUUACAUGUGAGUUCUCUAUAAAUGGUUUGAUUGUGGAAAUAAAUAAAUAAAACAAAAACAAUU
Messenger RNA from Nothobranchius furzeri (turquoise killifish), 2433 nucleotides. Lineage: Eukaryota; Metazoa; Chordata; Actinopteri; Cyprinodontiformes; Nothobranchiidae. The record is from RefSeq and is a predicted model, not a curated record.